AUGCACGCCCGAGGCCAAAGCAGAUCAGGGAUCCGAUCUCCAAAGGUGUGGCAGUGGUUACAACUCCGUCAAGCGAUCCCAAAUGACGAUAGCGUUGUGCUAGCGCUCCGUACUGCUUGUCGACGCGACGGCCAAAGGUCGAUAUCCAUUCUUGCGUGCGUUGAUCAGAGCAUCGGUGGCGAGAAACGCGUCUCUGGUCUGGAGAGUCGGGUAGGGUAG
Microbotryum saponariae is the source of this 219-nucleotide messenger RNA. NCBI's taxonomy places the organism in Eukaryota, Fungi, Basidiomycota, Microbotryomycetes, Microbotryales, Microbotryaceae. The record is from the annotation of a GenBank genome assembly.